Podospora bellae-mahoneyi is the source of this 321-nucleotide messenger RNA. RefSeq lists its product as uncharacterized. The transcript is spliced from 3 exons. The coding region runs from base 1 to 321 and encodes 106 amino acids. The record is from RefSeq and is a predicted model, not a curated record. Lineage: Eukaryota; Fungi; Ascomycota; Sordariomycetes; Sordariales; Podosporaceae.
AUGUCUUAUCCGCCGUCCUCCCUUUGCGACAUUUCCGACAAUCUGAUACAGAACCCAGCGCAGGUGCCUCCUCAGGGUCAACUCGACGUCAGCGACUGCUUCCAGGAACCUCCAGAAUUGAGGAGUGGAAAUAGACGUCACGGGCUUGCUCUGAAUAUCGGGUGGUUGGACUGCUGCGUGCCAUUUCUGACAAACGACAACUCGCCUCGACUGGAUCGAAUUGAUUUGUCGAAACACCAGGAUCGUUUUGUCGUCAAGUCCCCUCAGCAUCUUGCCUCGAGGAGUUUCUGCAAGGACAGUACUUUCGGCAGCAACUUCUGA